Messenger RNA from Anneissia japonica, 627 nucleotides. RefSeq lists its product as uncharacterized. The coding region runs from base 1 to 627 and encodes 208 amino acids. The record is from RefSeq and is a predicted model, not a curated record. NCBI's taxonomy places the organism in Eukaryota, Metazoa, Echinodermata, Crinoidea, Comatulida, Comatulidae. The transcript has a single exon.
AUGAAACAAGGCAUACGUGCAUCUAAAGAUGAUGGUUGCACAAUUCAAACAAAAUUGAGCAGAUUCUUGUUAGCUUAUCGAAAUGCUGAACAUGGCUUAACAAAACAGAGUCCUGCACGAGUGUUCAUGAGUAGACCAUUAAGGUCCAGGUUAGAUAUGCUAAGACCUAGUAUGACUGAUUCAGUUCGAGGUAAACUGCAUGAUCAAAUGCAAAAAUGUAAAUCAAAGAUUAGGACAUUUGAGGUCGAUGACAAAGUGUUUGUUCGAGAUUUCAGGGAAAGAGAACCGAAUAAGAUCAAAUGGACACCAGGUGUAAUAACUAAGAAACUUGGUCCAUUGCGUUAUGAGGUUAAAGUGGGUGAUAAGUUAAAGUGGUGUAGACACCUAGAUCAGAUUAAGUCAAGGUUUUCAGACCAAGGUACUGAUGUUGAUAAUGUUACUGAUGACAUAAUUGAUGAGUUGAUUGAUAAUCAUAUGGAAAUGAGUGAUGGUGAAGUUGAGUGUAAUGAAGGUCAGGGUUUGGAGAAAAUCCCUAACCCAAGUGUUGCUAUUAGUGAACCAGAUAUUCAUGUAAGACGAUCAACACGUGUAAGGAAGACACCAACUAGAUAUAUUGAAGAAUGUUGA